GCCCCUUCCACCGGCCCUUCUGCUUCGCCUCCUUUUGGUUUGCCUUGCAUCCAUCUUGACGUCACAGGCGUCACGUGUUGUUGUUUCCUUCCUCUCCUCGCCAGCAGCUCAUCCCAGGGGAAGUCUGAAGAUCUGGAUGAGCACAAGAUCUGCAAUGACACAGGUGGGUGGGUUGGUGAGGGGGGGACGGUGUGCUCGUUCAUGGUGGUGCUGUGGAUGCGCGUGUAUGGCUUCGUGUGGUGACUGAUCUGCGGCGAGUGCUGCUCUUGUACUGCUUCUCUGUUGUCUGUUGACCCGGUGUUUGGCGCCUGCAAUGCCUUGCUCCCUCAGCAAGUGAGCCAAGACAACCUCCCACCCACAACUGCAGAGGUAAGGACAGCAUUUGGAGGAGGAGUGAGACGAGCAUGUCACGUCGUGUCUGUUUGUGUGUUCCCUGUCAGGCCUCUUCUGCCGCCCUCCCCUCCCUCCCGCUCUCCCAACGCGUCGCAGUGGCCAAGUCCUUCGAGCCAGUGCCCUUCAUCCCUCCACUAUGGGCGCGGAACCAGCACAUCCAGACCAUCUUCGGCUCAGAAUCCGUCCGCACUCGGCUGUUCGGUCGGCACAGCCAGUGGCCCUUCAUCGACGACCUUGUUCGGGCGCGUGUGGACACGCCGGACGGCGAUUUCAUCGACAUGGACUUUUACUACUGGGAUGGUGACCGUGCCCAUGAGCUGCACCGCUGUGUGGCGGAGGGGCGUGUCGAGAAGCCGUCGACCAGCGACCCGCUUGUGCUGGUGCUGCAUGGCCUGGAAAGCAACUCGAGGAGCCCUCUCUGUCUCAAGAUGGCCCGUGCCUUCCACGCGAGGAACUUCGACGUUUGUCUGGUCAACUUCCGAUCUUGCUCCGGCGAGUUGCCGAGAACGGUGAGCAGUCCUGACGCGAGAAACCGUUUGCACAUACACACAUUCUGACCACUCUCGCCUGAUGCCUUGUGUUUAGGUCCGCGCAUACAAUGUGGGCUUCACGGAGGAUCUGCAGUUCCUCGUCGAGCGGUUCCGUCACAUCACUCCCUCGCGGCCACUGUUUCUCGCUGGCUUCUCGCUUGGCGGCAACGUGAUCACCAAGUGGCUUGGUUCCAUGGGAGAGGAGGCCUAUGCGGUCAAAGGCGUCAGGGGCGCCGCGGUGGCCUGCGUGCCGUUCGAUCCAUUGGCAGCCCAGCCCAAGAUCGACUCCCCUGGCUUCUCGCGUCUGGUUUACACCGGGAACUUUCUUCGCACUCUCAAAGUGAAGGCCGAAACUCACCAUCAGAGGUGAGACAAACGCCCUCUCGCACACAAAAUGGGCGCAGGCAUCCAUGGGUUUCUUGUGCGUGUCAGGUUCCCUGGGUCGUUCAACCUCGAUGGCGUCCGCGAGGCCAAGACCAUCGGCGAGUUCGAUCGCCACUUCAUCGCCCCCAUCUUCGGCUUUGCUGACAAGAAGGACUACUACAUGAAAUCGGCGUCCAAGCCGCACCUGCCCUUCAUCCGCACCCCCUACAUGGCCAUCAACGCGCGGGACGACCCAUUCGUUGACGAUGAGUCGCUUCCACAGGAGCGUCACGUCGACCACGUGGCCAAGCAGCACACCGAUGACGUCGGCGCGCCGGUGCGGCUCGUGUAUACCGAGAAGGGAGGGCAUUGCGGGUUCUACAUGGGCAAAGGGGGGUGGUCGCUCGCUGAGGAGAUGGGGAGGUUCUUGGGCGAUGUGGACAGAGCCCAUAAUGGGCUGCUGUGAAGGCAUGAGUGCGCGUGUGUGUAUGAGGGAGUUGGGGGCUUUUUGCCGUUUUGGACAGCAGUCGAUGCAUUGCGCAGCAAUGGACAGUUUUGUGUGUGUGUGUGGGUCCAUUGGGACGAGGGCGGGAGUGGAAUGACUCACUCAUGGCUCGUUCGUC
Vitrella brassicaformis is the source of this 1909-nucleotide messenger RNA. NCBI's taxonomy places the organism in Eukaryota, Vitrellaceae. The record is from the annotation of a GenBank genome assembly.